Cladocopium goreaui is the source of this 591-nucleotide messenger RNA. The record is from the annotation of a GenBank genome assembly. Lineage: Eukaryota; Dinophyceae; Suessiales; Symbiodiniaceae.
AUGAUAGCCACGGGUGCCCAAGGUACUUGCGGCAGCGCUUCAACACCUCCCUUCAAGACGGAAUUUGCCGAGAGCAGAGUCCGCCAUCAGAAGGACCCGGGGAAGCAAAAUUUGACAGCCGGGCGCGAGCUGUUCGCUGCUGCACCAAGUUGCAACAAGCCCAGCAAGAAAGCCGACAAGUCACACUUCAGGAGGUGGCCUUCUGGGGAUGCUGUGAUUGGCGACCGAUUCUGCCAUGGGAAUGUGAUGAACUGGUGGGAAGAAGGAAAAAUCACUUGCGGUGCCAGUUUGAGUUUCGUGGUCCUUGCAGAAAACAUGGUGGCACCACGUGCUCUUCCAAUCCUACAGCCUAUGGCUGAGUUUGCUGUCGCUGUUGAUAAAGCGCGGGCUACGCUGACCAGUUGUCAAAAUCAUCAAAGCAGCAGGAGCUACAGUGCUUCGAUGGAGUUCCUCGCGGAGACCAGAAGGUAUUUGACGGAUGGAGAUAUGAAGCGAAUGGUGGUAGAGAUAACUUCGCCAAGAGGCACCACGGUCAAACGGAUAUUUGAGCUUGAGCCAGGAGAAGGCAAUGGAGGCGGUGCAGUGCAGUGA